Staurois parvus is the source of this 306-nucleotide messenger RNA. NCBI's taxonomy places the organism in Eukaryota, Metazoa, Chordata, Amphibia, Anura, Ranidae. The record is from the annotation of a GenBank genome assembly.
UUAUGAGGGGCUCCCACUAUCCAUGUGCCGAGUUCCUGGGUCUGUACACCCGCUGUGCCCAUUAUGAGGGGCUCCCACUAUCCAUGGGCCGAGUUCCUGGGUCUGUACAUCCGCUGUGCCCAUUAUGAGGGGUUCCCACUAUCCCUGUGCCGAGUUCCUGGGUCUGUACAUCCGCUGUGCCCAUUAUGAGGGGCUCUCACUAUCCAUGGGCCGAGUUCCUGGGUCUGUACAUCCGCUGUGCCCAUUAUGAGGGGGUCCCACUAUCCAUGUGCCGAGUUCCUGGGUCUGUACACUCGUUGUGCCCAU